Messenger RNA from Encephalitozoon intestinalis ATCC 50506, 909 nucleotides. RefSeq names its product Ser/Thr protein phosphatase PP4. Gene Ontology annotation, cellular component: nucleus; cytoplasm. The transcript has a single exon. Gene Ontology annotation, molecular function: protein serine/threonine phosphatase activity. The record is from RefSeq and is a predicted model, not a curated record. Lineage: Eukaryota; Fungi; Microsporidia; Unikaryonidae. Gene Ontology annotation, biological process: double-strand break repair via homologous recombination; peptidyl-serine dephosphorylation. Bases 1 to 909 code for a protein of 302 amino acids.
AUGACUGAAAACCCUCUCGAUGUAAAGUACCAGUCCAUGCUUGAAAAUAUCCGGGACUCGCUCCUUCCUUCAAGAGAAGAUGUUCUAGUAUUGGUGGAAGAAGUUCGCAAGAUAUUGGAGUCUGAGCCAAACGUCCUGUAUAUAGACACACCAGUCAAUGUUGUUGGAGAUGUCCAUGGCCAGUUUUACGAUGUACUAAAUAUGAUGAGCCUAAUGGAAGAUCCAUCCGAAAAACCAUAUCUGUUCCUUGGAGACUAUGUUGAUAGAGGAUACAAUUCCGUAGAUCUUAUCCUUCUCUUGUUUGUAUACAAAAGGCUUUAUAGAAAUACCUUACAUCUUUUGAGGGGGAACCAUGAAACACGGAUGCUUUCCUCGGUUUACGGAUUCAAGGAAGAAUGUGUGCGCAGAUACGAUCUUGUGGUGUACUGGAGAAUCUGUGAAGCCUUCCAAUACCUUCCCAUUGCUGCAGUGGUCUUGGGAAAAUACUUCUGUGUUCAUGGCGGGCUGGUUCCUGGAAUGUCUCUGGACUUUCUAAUGAAACAUGACAGGAUAGGGGAGAUUACAGAGAUAAACGAUAUUCUCUGGAGCGAUCCAGAUGAAACCCUUGGGUUUCGGAAAAGCCAAAGAGGGGCAGGAUAUUUAUUUGGAGAGGAUGUUCUAAGAAACUUCCUUGAUGAACAUGGUCUGUUCCAUUUUGUUCGGUCUCACCAACUGGUUAAUGAUGGUUAUAAAGUAUAUUUUGAUGGGAAGUUGUACACUGUGUGGGGAGCCCCGAACUACUGUUAUUCUUCUGGUAACAUUGCCUGCGUUAUGGCUAUUGAUGAGAACGGCCAUGAUUUUAGAUUAUUUGAUAGAUGCGAAGAACAAUUUAAAGAAAUCCCGGUGAGAUGUGAUUUUUUUGGAAGUUAA